Messenger RNA from Drosophila hydei, 948 nucleotides. RefSeq names its product probable palmitoyltransferase ZDHHC24. The coding region runs from base 68 to 904 and encodes 278 amino acids. The transcript has 2 exons. The record is from RefSeq and is a predicted model, not a curated record. Gene Ontology annotation, molecular function: palmitoyltransferase activity. NCBI's taxonomy places the organism in Eukaryota, Metazoa, Arthropoda, Insecta, Diptera, Drosophilidae.
UUGAAAUUCAAAAAUUCAUAAAUUGAAAAAUCCUAUAACAAUCAAACGUUACACUGCGUCAUAGACAAUGAAAUUUCGCCGUAAUCCGCUUCCGAAAAAAUGGUUCGAAAAUUUAUGUUUCUUUGGUAUAAUUGUGCUCGUGACUUUCGGAUUUGCGUGUGAUAUGUUUAUUCUGCUGCCAGCUGUGCACGAUAGGAAUUCAGUUUGGUACAAGUUUAACAUUGGGUUGGCGGUGUUUCUGCUCUACAAUGUAUUGGGCAACUUGAUCGCCUGCUUGAUUAUCGACACAAGCGUUGAUUUUGAGCGGUGCAAGGUGCCGCCAGAAGGCGACGAAGCUCGCUUGGAGUGGAGGCAUUGCCUCAAGUGCGAUGGCUUAGUACCGCCCAGGGCGUGGCACUGCAAGGUGUGCGACGUGUGCAUACUGAAACGCGAUCACCACUGCAACAUAACUGGCUGUUGCGUCGGCUACUGCAAUAUUCGUUACUUCGUGUGCUUCAUACUGCACGUAUUCUAUGGAUCGAUCUACACCACGAUCUAUCAACUGUAUUAUAUGUCGCAGCGCAGCUAUAUAAGUCUGAUCAAAGAGGUGCUUCUUGGUCCUUUCCCAAUCCUUGACCUGACGGUCUUGAAUUUAUUGUGCCUUAAGUUCAUUGCAGUCUACGGGAGCUGUGUGUCAUUGUACUACUAUACGCCCCUUGUGUUGCAAGGGACUGUACGCUUUGAUAGAGGGAAGCACAACAAAUAUAACUGUGGACUCGCAUAUAAUCUGAAGUCUGUGUUUGGUGAACGCAUGCUUUGGGUUCUCCUGUCGCCGUUGCUCACCAGUAAGUUGCCCACUGAUGGCUGUUCUUUCAAAACGAAUUCGGCUCACUUAAGUAGCGCUAACGAGAUCAUCGCAGUAUGAUUAUUUAACUUACAGAAAAGCUAGAAGACUCUUAUAAUAGAAUU